AUGCGAGAGAAAGUCACCAGCCCCCCAAAGUUGACAGCAGAUGAUGCUGUCUACGAGCAUCUAUGCGGAGACAUCCGCAGCCGAACCAAGGAGGAGCCUGAUCUCACGGCAAUACCAAAGAGUAAAGAGCUGGAAAGACUCAUGGAAGCCUACGUCUCCUGUUUUCACUGCCACUUUCCCAUCAUCCACAUCGCAUCUCUGGAUCUGUCGACUGCUCCGGGACCUCUCAUACUGUCGAUAUGCGCCAUCGGUGCCCUAUACAGGCUUGACCGGCGACGCGCGGUGCAGCUCCACAACAUCGCCAGCUCCUCUCUCCACCGCUCCGUCUCCAGCCAGCCAUCCAGCUUCUCCAGUCCGGCUUCGGCGCGGCCGCUCUGGGUUGUCCAGAGCUGCCUCUUAUUGUCCAUGUACGCCGCAUUCAGCGGGCAGUCAGCUGCAGUCCUAUCCACGGUGGAGAAGAUGGGCUUCUUCAAGAUCGAGUUCCAGCUCAAGCGGACUGCGCUACAGAAAUCCGCACUGGAGCAGUCCAGCCCCUGCUGGGACGAAUGGAUCCGGCGAGAAUCGUCGAAGCGCCUCCUCUGCGGCAUCUUCAUCAUGACCAACCUGUUCUCCGUCACGUACGGCACGACGCCCCUCUUCUCCAUCGAGCAGGACCUCACCUUCGAAACGCCCAGCGAAGAGAAGCUCUGGGACGCGCGCACCGCCGAGCUAUGGGAAGACGCCCGCGCAUCCCGCCAUGCCGCCUCCGCACCAACAACCCUACGGGAAGCCAUUGUCGCCACCUUCUUCAACCAGCCUCCCGACUCCGGCCCUGCACCGCCACCCCAAAUCUCAGGCUUCACAGCCCUGCUCAUCACGCACGCCGCCAACGUCCACAUGUGGAGCAUCAUCCAAUUCUCCGCGUCCUUCCCUGCGCCGCUCUCCCACUCCAUCCUCACCACAACCUUCGCCUCGCUCGUCCGGUGGCACACAGCCCUCGGCCACGACAGCGUCGAGACGCCCGAGGCCGCGUACUACAACAACGCGUCCAGCAUCCCGCUCGUCUUCAACUGCCACGCGCUGCUGCGCAUCGCGUACGUGCGGCUCUUCGGCAACAGCUGCGCAUUCCCCAAGAUGAUCCUGCUCGCGUCCGACGACGGCGAGAUCGCGGCUGCCAUGGCAAACUACGUCGCGGCGCCGCAGCCGCGCAACGCGUUCCUGACGAAGUCGAUUGCGAAGGCGUAUGAGGGGUUCAUUACCCCCGUCAGGCUGGGCCAUUUGUUGAUUAAGAAGACGGCGGCGCUGAGCUGGAGCGUCGAGCACGCGGUGGCGGCGUGGGAUAGCGUGUUGUUCGUGUCGAAGUGGGUGCAUGCGGUGCAGAUGGAGGGCGGUGCGGCGGAUGGGGAGGAGGAGCGGAUUGUGGCGCAGUUGGAGGGGUUGUUGGAGGAGAUGGAGUAUGGGUAUGAUGGGGUGGGGUCGUUGGCGGCGGCGGUGACGAGGGCGUGGGCGGGGUUUUUGACGGAUACGUGGGUUUGGGGUGUGACGCCGCGGAUGGGCUACAUCCUGAUGCAGCUCGCUACUGCGUACGACAACGCGUACCAAGCAGCCCUUUCAUGA
This is a messenger RNA of Lasiodiplodia theobromae, 1596 nucleotides long. RefSeq names its product Zinc finger C2H2-type protein. The record is from RefSeq and is a predicted model, not a curated record. Gene Ontology annotation, cellular component: chromatin. Gene Ontology annotation, biological process: DNA-templated transcription; regulation of transcription by RNA polymerase II. Bases 1 to 1596 code for a protein of 531 amino acids. Gene Ontology annotation, molecular function: DNA-binding transcription factor activity, RNA polymerase II-specific; zinc ion binding; RNA polymerase II cis-regulatory region sequence-specific DNA binding. NCBI's taxonomy places the organism in Eukaryota, Fungi, Ascomycota, Dothideomycetes, Botryosphaeriales, Botryosphaeriaceae. The transcript has 2 exons.